AUGGUAUCCAAGGCUGCUAUUACACUGGCCGUCGUGCUGUCGGCUUUUUCAGCAACAGCGGCCAGUAUCGACAGGAGAAUCGUCGGCGGCGAAGACGCCAAGGAUGGCGAUUUCCCAUUCGUUGUUAGUAUCACCCUGACGAAUAGAAUUUGCGGAGGCGCUUUGUUAGAUAGCACUACGGUGCUUACCGCUGCCAGUUGUCUUCGGGGAAGCGUCUCUGUGAGAGCGGGAUCGCUGCAACACAGGGCUGGCGGAACAGAGGCCAAAAUUGCCUCUCGAAAGCCACACCCCGAUUAUAAACUAAAUAAGCGGAACCCUGCUCUUCCCUUCGCUGAUAACGAUAUUGGCAUCAUCAAACUGUCACGUCCCAUUGAGAUAGGCAACAAUAUUAGCUAUGCAACGCUAGCGGAAGACGGUUCAGAUCCUGUGGUCGGCUCCAUGGCCACCGUUGCAGGCUGGGGUCAGCAAGAACCCAUGUUCGCCCUCUUGGCCGAGGCAGCAGAGUUCAUGGCCAAUGUUUCUAUUCCUAUCCAUGCACGCGAAGUCUGUGCGAAGAUGGAUGCAGACGUAGGUGACAGAGAUACAGUCAUUUGCGCUGGUGGAAAGGGCAAGAAUGGAUGCCUAUAUGACGGUGGCAGUCCUCUUAUCGACGAGGAAACGAAACAGGUAAUCGGUGUCACGUCAUGGGGCAUACGGGAUAAGAAUGGCGACUUUUGUGGUCAGGCUCCCACGUUGUUUACCAGAGUCGGCCGCUACAUCUCUUUCAUUCACGAAAACAUGGGGGGCUCCCCUGUUGAUGCUAAGUUCUGA
Messenger RNA from Metarhizium brunneum ARSEF 3297, 810 nucleotides. RefSeq names its product Trypsin. Gene Ontology annotation, biological process: proteolysis. Gene Ontology annotation, molecular function: serine-type endopeptidase activity. Lineage: Eukaryota; Fungi; Ascomycota; Sordariomycetes; Hypocreales; Clavicipitaceae. The record is from RefSeq and is a predicted model, not a curated record.